Histoplasma mississippiense is the source of this 1569-nucleotide messenger RNA. RefSeq lists its product with no specific name. The record is from RefSeq and is a predicted model, not a curated record. Bases 1 to 1569 code for a protein of 522 amino acids. Lineage: Eukaryota; Fungi; Ascomycota; Eurotiomycetes; Onygenales; Ajellomycetaceae. The transcript has 3 exons.
AUGCCAUCGAACCAAAAGCGUGCGGCGCAGUCGCGAACAACGAUAUCCAAGCCUCCAACCACUACAAAUACAUCUAAAUCUAUGUCGCCGAGAUUGUCACCUCCAGUGGCUAAUAGCAAUGACACUGCAGGCGCUGCAAAGCAAAAUAACGGCUCCAACUCGGCUUCGCUUGCGAAUUCGAACUCAGAUACAACUGCAAAUCACGCAGUUGCAAACCACGUUACUCCAACAUCCACACCUGGAGUGAAUCGGAAAAAGCAGAAGAGACGACAGAAACAAGCGGCACGUCUAGCUGCAGAACAGCAGCUUAAAGAUGAACAUCCCCCAGCAGGUACUAAUAGCCAGAAUGGUUACACCCGUAACACACAAUGGGGCGAUCCCGAUGUCCCACUCCAUUCGAACCAAUACUCCUCUUCUCCUCUCAACCAAAAUUAUUUCGGCUCUCACGUCGGCGAUCCAAACCACUACGACCCUGCCCAAAACGACGAUCUCUAUUCUACCGACGAUGACGGCCAUCUUUACGCGCAGCGGCAUUCUCAAACCCAUCCGGAUAGGCGUAGCAUGGAUCAGCAUUCCGAAGCUAGUGGGAGCAAAUCCAAGAAAAAGAAGAGUAAAAAACACCGUUCUACCGGAAGCUCAACAUCCGUGUCGACCCAACGGACGUCUACCACACGACCCGCUGCGCCACCUCCACCUCCGCUAUCUAACGCCGCACUUCGAUCCGCCCAUAAAAUAUCGAAGGACAGGAUAUGGAACACAUCGACCCAGGAGGAACGGGAAAAUAUCAAAGAAUUUUGGCUGCAGCUGGGUGAGGAGGAACGGAGAUCACUUGUAAAAGUCGAAAAGGAGGCUGUUUUGAGAAAGAUGAAGGAGCAGCAGAAGCAUUCAUGUAGUUGCACUGUAUGCGGGAGGAAACGGACGGCCAUCGAAGAAGAGUUGGAGGUUCUGUACGAUGCAUACUACGAAGAACUUGAGCAGUACGCGAAUCACAGCCAAUCCUCCUUCGAAAAUGGCGGCCCAAUUGUCCCUCCCCGAUUAUAUCAACCACCACUUCGCCCGCUAGAUAGGCAUCCCCACCUUGCGAAUAGCCAACUUCCGCCGAGGGGCAGAGUUCAAGAACUGCCUGAUGAUGACGACCUAGAGGAGGACUACGACGAAGAUGACGAGGAAGACGAGCCGUACAGUGACGAUGAACUUGAAGAGGCUGCUCGUAGCAGUGGGGCUGACUUUUUCGCGUUUGGUAACAGUUUGACGGUUAAAGACGGUAUUCUCACAGUGGCAGAUGACUUACUUAAAAACGACGGCAAGCAUUUCAUUGAUAUGAUGGAACAACUAGCUGAACGGCGAAUGCAGCGGGAGGAAGACACGCAGUAUGCUACUGCUUCUGCCGCACAUCAAUCUCUACAUGCUGGUCAUAACCACGGACCUCCCCUCGACGAGGAAGAUUAUGAAGAUGAAGAAGACGACGAUUACGACAGCCAAGAUGAUGAGGACUACGAGGAAGAUGAGAUGGUUAGACGUCCAACGCGAGGCAAAGAAGGCAAGAGAGGCUCAGAAGAGAAAGGAUAA